AUGGCGGAUAGAAACGAGAACCAAGCUCCUGAGAAACUUCAGGGGAAGUUUCAAGCAACGGUUGUUUGUUGUAUUCUUGGAAUCGGAGCUCUUGUUUCUUGGAACAGUAUUCUCACUAUUGCAGAUUACUACUACCUAGUUUUUCCGGAUUAUCAUCCUUCAAGGGUGUUAACACUUGUAUACCAACCGUUCGCCCUUGGAACAAUCGUGAUUCUUGCAUACCACGAAUCUAAAAUUGAUACCCGGAAACGUAACCUGUUUGGUUAUAUUCUAUUCACAAUAUCCACGUUCUCGCUGAUAGUUUUGGAUUUGGCUACAAAGGGACGUGGUGGAGUGGGACCUUAUAUCGGUUUAUGCUUAAUAGUUGCUUCUUUCGGCCUUGCUGAUGCUACCGUUCAAGGAGGAAUGAUCGGUGAUUUAUCAUUGAUGUGUCCUGAAUUCAUCCAGUCAUUCAUGGCGGGGUUGGCAGUAGCUGGUGCUCUAACUUCAGGUCUUAGGCUAAUAACUAAAGCAGCUUUUGAUAAUUCAAACGAAGGUCAACGUAAAGGAGCAAUGAUAUUCUUAGGGAUCUCAACAUUCAUAGAGUUUUUAUGCGUUUUGCUUUACGCAUAUGUGUUCCCUAAACUCCCCAUUGUUAAGUAUUAUCGAAGAAAAGCCGCUUUGGAAGGAUCUAAAACUGUUUCUGCUGAUCUUGCUGCUGCUGGUAUCCAAAACCAAUCUGAUUUGACUGAUGAUGAUUCCAAGAACCAACGGCUAAGUAAUAAACAGCUAUUACUUCAAAACAUAGACUAUGCAGUGAAUCUAGCCCUCGUCUACGUUUUGACACUAUCCAUUUUCCCCGGGUUCUUAUACGAGAACACGGGAAAACACGGAUUAGGCGCUUGGUACGCGCUUGUGCUAGUAGCAAUGUACAAUUGUUGGGAUCUAGUGGGGAGGUACACGCCGCUGGUGAAAUGGCUAAACAUUGAGAAUAGAAAAUUACUCACCGUUGCGGUUUUGUCACGUUAUUUACUCAUUCCUGCCUUCUACUUCACCGCAAAAUAUGGCGAUCAAGGAUGGAUGAUUAUGCUCAUUUCUGUUUUGGGACUAACUAACGGACAUCUCACAGUUUGCAUUCUCACCGCAGCUCCUAAAGGCUACAAGGGUCCGGAGCAGAAUGCAUUAGGGAACUUGCUGGUGAUUUUUCUAUUAGGAGGAAUAUUUGCAGGAGUUGCUUUGGAUUGGUUAUGGCUUAUUGGUAAGAAAGAUGCCUUCUGAUUAAUCAUCGUCUCUCCAAACCAAGUCACUUAAUUAAUUGGAGAUUAAUCUGUUUCUUUCUCUCUUUCACAAAAAGUAUUUUAUUAUUUGCUUGUAAUCUGUAAGUUUUAUUAUCCUUGGAACCAGAGGAUAUUUGGUUUUCUGUGCUAAGUAAUUGUUCGUUUUACUGAACAUUUCUGCAACAUUUUUUAUUAUUCUGCAACAUUUGUUGGUUUUUUUUUUGUUCAAAAAAAAAGGGAAGGUACAGUUCUAUAAGACGUUUU
Eruca vesicaria subsp. sativa (arugula) is the source of this 1520-nucleotide messenger RNA. The record is from the annotation of a GenBank genome assembly. Lineage: Eukaryota; Viridiplantae; Streptophyta; Magnoliopsida; Brassicales; Brassicaceae.